AUUACAUCUUCCAACUUGGUAUCAGACUAAUUUUUCGAUCCUCUCCCAUGGCUUCUUCUUCCAAAAGCUCUUUUCACCCCGCUCUUGCGGUCACCUCCAUCAAAAAUUUAAUUCCCCUCAUCCUUGACACCGAAAAAGUCCAGUAUUCUUCUUGGGCGGAACUCUUUAAGAUUACCGCCCGUGCAUACGAUGUUUUGGAUCACAUCAUCCCUCCGACGAACAAACCCGCCCCUACUUCCGCCGGCAAGGGGGAUGACACCGAUGACGACUCCGACGAUGCCACCGUCUCCGUCGACCCUCUUCUCUGGGAUCGCUUGGACGCCGUUGUCCUCCAAUGGAUAUAUGGCACCAUCUCCCAAGAUCUCUUACUUACAAUUCUUGAACCAGACUCUACGGCCAUGGAAGCAUGGACCCGAUUGGCCAACAUCUUUCAGGAUAAUAAGCACGCUCGUGCGGUGCACCUUGAGGACGAAUUCUCUCACGUUCGUUUGGCCAAUUUUGCCUCUAUUUCAGCCUACUGCCAGCAACUCCGCACCAUUGCCACCAAUCUCGCCAACGUUGGUGCUCCGGUCGAUCAUAAUCGGCUGAUUUUGCGAUUGGUCAACGGGCUCACCGCACCAUUUGCCACGAUUGCUUCCAUGAUCCAGCAAACGGUCCCCCUUCCGACGUUCGAAAACGCCCGCUCCAUGCUUCUCCUGGAAGAAGGCCGGCAAGCACAUAGCGUUGAGCAUGAGUCAGUACCCUCCGCUUCGGCUCUUGCCGCCACCGUUCCGCCACCUGCACAGCCGCCUACUCCUGCUCCCCGCCCGCGCGGCGGCGGCCGCAACGGCACUGGCCGUGGUAGGGGUCGUGGACGCCAAUCUGGUCCUCGUCCGUCUGACCAGUCCGCAUGGCCGCAAUACCCAGGUUCUCCAUGGGCCUUCCCUCCUUGGGCCGCAUGGAUGCAGCAAUUCUGGCCGACACCUCCAUGCCCUUACCCUACUGCCCCUGGACAUAAUACUCCACCCAGGUCUUCUUCUGCCGGUCUUUUGGGUCCUCGUCCACAUGCACUUACUGCCGGUUAUGGAUACCCAACAAUCCCUACGGGUUCCACACCAAGUUUUAUGCCCACAGAUCUUCACACAUCCAUGCAUACCAUGUCUCUCAAUCCCCCGGAUGACAAUUGGUACAUGGACACCGGGGCAACUUCUCACAUGACCUCGGACGCAGGAUCUUCGUACAGGAACCCCACUCCUCAGGUGUAACAGUCAAGGCGAUUUGUACCCAGUGUGUCAGCCUCCCCGUCACACUUUCGCUGGUCUUUCAUCCACUAUAUGGCAUAACCGACUUGGUCAUCCCGGCGCACCCAUUUUUCGUAGUCUUAGUCAAAAUAGUUUCAUUGAUUGUAAUAAAGCAUAUGAUGCUAUUUGUCCUUCUUGUCAAAUGGGGAAACAUCAUAAAUUACCUUUUUCCCCAUCAUAUUCUUAUACACAUGCUCCUUUUGAUAUUGUACACAGUGACUUGUGGACUUCACCCAUUUUAAGUUCCACUGGUCACCGGUAUUAUAUUUUGUUUCUUGAUGACUUUACCAAUUUUCUUUGGAUUUAUCCACUCUCUCACAAAUCUGAUGCAUUCUCCAAAUUUGUACAUUUUAAUACGUUUGUUCAAAAUCAAUUUGGACUAUCUAUUAAAACGUUACAAUGUGAUAAUGGUCGUGAAUAUAAUAACUCAUUAUUUCACACUUAUUGCUCUAACUAUGGCAUCUCUUUUCGCUUCUCCUGCCCCUACACCUCCCCUCAAAAUGGCAAAGCCGAACGAAAAAUUCGUUACAUUAAUAAUGUCACCCGCACACUUCUCCUUCAUGCGUCAGUUCCACCAAAAUUAUGGCCUCAUGCCGUCCUUAUGGCCACUUAUUUACACAAUAUUCUUCCAUCCAAAUCCCUCUCCUAUACCUCACCCACACUCGCCUUAUAUCGCAAACAACCAUCUUACUCUCACUUACGUAUCUUUGGUUGUCUGUGUUAUCCCCAUAUUCCCACCCCGCAUAAACUUGCUGCCCGUACAAUUCCAUGUGUUUUCUUGGGCUUUCCGUCUCAACACAAGGGAUAUAAAUGUCUUGACAUAAACUCCGGCCGCAUCUUUAUAUCUCGUCAUGUUAUAUUUGACGAGUCCAAAUUUCCGUUUCAACAACCCAAUCCUCCACCUGCACCGUCAUACGAGUUCCUACAUGACUCACCCUCUCCCUUUAUUAUUUCUCACCUCACACCCAUCUUAUCCCACAGCCCCACAUCUGACUUGCCCCAUUCUCCUCACAUUAAACAUACGGCCCCCAUAUCACCUUUAUCUCAUCAACCUACUGCCCCAGCACAACCUGCUGCCAGUACAUCCAAUCUUCCAGCCCAUCAUACUACUCUUACCAACCAUUCCACCCACCCAAUGACAACCCGUAGCAAAGCCGGCAUAUUCCGUCCAAAGCCGACUUAUAAUCUCAAUUCUCAACAUACCAAUUCCCCAAUAUCCUCCCCCCUACCCAAAUCCCACGUUGAUGCCCUCCGUGAUCCCAAUUGGAAAUCGGCUAUGAUUUCCGAAUUUACGGCUCUUAUUAAUAAUAAGACGUGGGAGUUGGUUCCCCGUCCUUCUAAUGCUAAUGUUAUUCGGUGCAUGUGGCUAUUUAAGCAUAAAUACAGGUCCGACGGGAGUCUUGAACGUCACAAAGCUCGCUUGGUCGUCAAUGGCAAGUCCCAACGUCCGGGUAUUGAUUGUGAUGACACCUUCAGCCCGGUAGUCAAACCGGCCACCAUACGUACCGUACUCAGUAUUGCUCUUUCCAACAAUUGGCCACUUCAUCAACUUGACGUAAACAAUGCCUUCCUCCAUGGCUUUCUUGAUGAGACUGUUUAUAUGCAUCAGCCGCCCGGGUUUAAAGACUCGUCACGGCCCUCCGAUGUGUGUCUUCUUAAAAAAUCUUUAUAUGGGUUAAAACAGGCUCCAAGGGCUUGGUAUCAUCGCUUCGCUUCUCAUGCUACCAAAUUGGGUUUUCAUCACAGCAAAGUUGACCACUCCUUAUUUAUCUACCAUCACAACGGCGCUACUGCAUACCUUUUGCUCUAUGUCGACGACAUUGUUCUCACAGCUUCUUCCCCCACACUACUUCGCACACUCAUUUCUCAGCUGGGUGCCGAGUUUUCCAUUAAAGAUUUGGGCUUACUCACUUUUUUUCUCGGCAUUGCAGUCACUCGCCGCCCUGGAUGUCUCCUUUUAUCUCAACAAAAAUACGCCACAGAAAUCAUCCACCGGGCAGGCAUGUCAUCGUGUAAACCCACAUGCACACCAGUAGACACUAGCUCCAAACUGAGCGCCGAUGACGGCCCACCAGUGGCGGACCCUACUCUUUACCGCAGCCUCGCCGGUGCACUCCAAUACCUUACAUUUACCCGUCCUGAUAUAUCUUAUGCCGUCCAACAAGUUUGCCUUCACAUGCAUGACCCCCGGGUUCCUCACUUUGAUGCCCUAAAAGGCACGCUGGACUACGAUCUUCACCUUCGUCCUACCACCACGGCCGGUUUGGUUGCAUAUAGUGACGCCGACUGGGGCGGUUGCCCCGACACCCGCCGGUCCACGUCUGGCUAUUGUGUAUUUAUGGGUGACAACCUCAUUUCAUGGUCUUCCAAACGACAAACUACUAUUUCCCGCUCUAGCGCCGAAGCCGAAUACCGGGGUGUCGCCAAUGUUGUGGCCGAGUUAUGUUGGCUCCGGAAUCUUCUGCUUGAGCUUCGUCACCCCAUUUCCAAAGCAUCACUCGUCUAUUGCGACAACGUUAGUGCGAUAUAUAUGUCUCAGAAUCCGGUCCAACAUCAACGCACCAAACAUAUUGAAAUGGACAUCCAUUUUGUUCGUGAACGUGUAGCUCUUGGUCAUGUACGUGUUCUUCAUGUUCCUUCUCGAUUCCAAUAUGCUGACAUAUUCACCAAGGGCCUUCCACGUGUGUUGUUUGAAGAGUUUCGAUCCAGUUUGAAUGUUCAAUCAUCCCACGUUCAAACUGCCGGGGAGUGUUAGACAUAUUAAUCACAUAAUAUGUCACAUACAUACAUACUAUACACAUGCAUGGUACAUGCGUACGUACCAAACUCCCCACCAAAGCCGCACACGCCUCUCCUGUAGCUUGUUAUUAUUAUUAAUGUGUACACUUAUCCAGUAGUUUAGUUGUACUACGUUUCUUAUACUUCGGAGUUUCAUUAAUUGUAUGACCGAUCAAUAGUCAUCGGAUCCAAUUGUACAUAGACUAUUUAUAGUCGAUUAAUACAUCACGAUGCUUCACGAUUAA
This is a messenger RNA of Cuscuta epithymum, 4303 nucleotides long. NCBI's taxonomy places the organism in Eukaryota, Viridiplantae, Streptophyta, Magnoliopsida, Solanales, Convolvulaceae. The record is from the annotation of a GenBank genome assembly.